GUUACGUGAUUGCUCUGGCCAACACUAGACCGUGCCAGGUCGCAACGAUGUGUUGGAUAUCGCCCCCGUCAACCUCGUAUAUUCGUCUUGCCUGUCAACGUAGAGAUAUAUACUGCGUAUUGGUCAAGAUCCUUGCCACCACUCAUGCUACCCAGCUAAAGUUCGGCAGAGCUAUCGCUUGAUACCGAGAUCGCGAGGACAGAGUUUCGGUCUGCACCGGCCUCUAAGCUCAUCGUGCUGUAGAAAUUCGUGCAACUGUAGACCGGAGCCCGACUCUACAAGAAGAACAGGAUCGAUCUGUAGGAUGGAGGAAGACUAUUACUCUAUCAAUUCGAUCAUUGCCGAUACACAUAAGUUGACGUGUACCUUUAAUCUCGACGUCAAAGGCCUAGGGUUCCUGGAAGGCGGUUCUGAGCCAGAUAUCAAACAGCACGCGAAGGCCGAGUUACCGUUCUGGCUAGCCCAUACGCUGAGUGCAAAUGAAUUCACUUCUUUCCCCAUCCCUCCUCCUUACUCGCACCGAGUGAGGUCAGCCUUGAACGCUUCGGCUCACUCUGUCAGACUCUCGAGCUUGGUCGGCACGAAUGGCUGGUGGUACGCAUGGGGUCGACGGAUUGCCCACAUUCUCGACGAUGCUCAGCGCAAGGAACUGCUCGGAACGCUUCUCAAGGCCUUUUCUCAACGACUGCCCCUUCUGCAAGAUCUCGCAGCACAUUACGGGUCUUCGUCGGCUUCGAAUAUCAAUUCUGGAGAUAUGGGUUCGGGUGGCGUGACGAUCGCAGGAGAAGCCUUUAAGGAAGGGAUGGAUGCAGAGGAACGAGAGCUGUUCGCGUUGGGUCAAGGAGCGGGUAGGAAGUUGAAGACUUGGUACGACACGCCUCGGCGAUGAUAACAUGUAGAAUGCGAUAAGAAAAUGGUAUAGAAUUGGGCCAA
Filobasidium floriforme is the source of this 933-nucleotide messenger RNA. RefSeq lists its product as uncharacterized. NCBI's taxonomy places the organism in Eukaryota, Fungi, Basidiomycota, Tremellomycetes, Filobasidiales, Filobasidiaceae. Gene Ontology annotation, cellular component: GINS complex. The transcript is spliced from 7 exons. Bases 305 to 889 code for a protein of 194 amino acids. The record is from RefSeq and is a predicted model, not a curated record. Gene Ontology annotation, biological process: mitotic DNA replication initiation.